This is a messenger RNA of Salarias fasciatus (jewelled blenny), 2132 nucleotides long. RefSeq lists its product as uncharacterized. The transcript has 5 exons. The record is from RefSeq and is a predicted model, not a curated record. NCBI's taxonomy places the organism in Eukaryota, Metazoa, Chordata, Actinopteri, Blenniiformes, Blenniidae. Bases 430 to 1404 code for a protein of 324 amino acids.
AGAAAAGCAGUUAAAGUUGUUGCUAAAAUAGUCUGCUGAUGUGUGUUUCAAAAUGUGUUCAUCACUUGAUUUGUCUUUUACUGAACAAAGUGUCAGUGUGUGAAUUUCUCAAGUAGAAUAGUUGUGUGUGUCAAUGUGGAAACAAAACCGCCCGACAUGGAAACAAGCCUCAUAUAAUAGACGCGUAUAGUUCUGAUGACCAGAAAUGUAACCUGGAGUGAAAAACUUCACUUUUCAGUCAGACUGGAAGAGUUUUCGCACUUCUUAGUUUUCGUCUGUUGCAGCAGAAGUUCUUAACUGCUUGACACGUUUUCAUUAAAAAAGAACAAAUAGAGGAAGUGUUUUUUUUCUCAGAAUGUGUGAAUAGUUUAACUCAGCAGUUCACUUUCUGAGUCUGUUUUUCUUCACCGAAGCAGAAGGAGCAUCUUCAUGGCGAGCUCACGGAGGAGAGUCUGGCUGCGUUUGGCCGUCGAUCUUCUGGUGUGGUCAGCAGCUUCAGCAGAAGCUCUACAGCAGCCCAGCAUCAACCUGACCUCCCCUGACGACGGCCUGGUGUGGGGUCCCGACGGAGCCCGGAUCACCAGAGGUCACAGCUUCAGCUUCACCUGCUCCGUGGGCUCCGGCCACCCUCCGGGACAGUUCAGCUUGGUCUUCUCGCGCUCCAACGAGAGACUCGAUCAACUGCCGGCGGUCAACAACGUGGCCUCCUUUCACUUCCCUGCAGCCGACUAUCAUCACCAAGGAAACUACAGCUGUCUGUAUGAGGACACCGUGUCGCCCGGGAACUUCCCUCCCUUGAAGACAGAACCCAUCGUGGUCUUCAUCACAGCCGCGGUGCCUCUGUGGGUGGUGGCCUCCUCCAUCGCCGGCGGGGCCCUGGUGUUCCUCCUCCUGGUCCUGAUGGGGGUCGCUCUGAUCUGUUGGACCAGGCGAAGCCUGGACGUUCCCAAAGCCAUCGUCCAAACCCAACCGACGGCCACCGGCAGCUUUCAGGAAAAUGAUUACGAUGAAGAGGAGGAUGAUGAUGAUGAUGACUACAUGAACGUUGACCAAGACGACUCUCAGUUGAAUCCAAGACAGCACGCGCAACGGCCGCAUUCAGAAGAGGAGGAUGAUGAUGAUGAUGACUACAUGAACGUUGACCAAGAGGACUCUCGGAUGGAUCAAAGACAGCACGCACCGCGGCCGCAUUCCGACGGGGAAGAUGAGAAUGUGGACUUCCAGGAUAAUUAUGUGGUGGCCAUGGAGCUCCGCAGCGUCUCGGCACGUGGUGAAGCAGAGGACGGGGAGGGCAGCAGUGACGAAAAUGAAUAUAUAAACGUGUCGAACUUCGUCACUGAGCAAGCCGUAGAUACUCGCAGAGAUAUGCAGGACAUUUAUGAAAACUUUAAGGUUUUAGGUUGAUUUGACUGAGAAUUCAUUUUCACGUUUCUCAUUAGCUUUUAGGAAAUGUAUUUACUCAGUUCUUAUUGUCAUUUGGUCUGCCUGAACCACACUGGAACUCACUGAGCUCCUCACAACAACAUACUAUUCCACUGUCUGUAGAAACUGAAUCACCUGAUUUGAUACGCGUGUGGCCGCUGAAGAGACCGGAACACCGGAAUUCAGUGACAUGAGGAGCUGAGCAAGUCACGGUUUUUACUGCAGCUCAUAAAAAACUGAGUUCUGUCAUUUUAUCCAAACAUACUGGGAAGCCAGUAAACACCAUGUGUGCAGGAAACGUGUUGAUAUCAUUCACUCGUCACGCUUCCUGGUCUCCGUCAGAGAACAUUUGCAACCAGUUUACGAGAAGCUUGUUGUUUUAAUACUUUACGUUUUUAAUAAUACAACAUCAGAUUUCUUUCAUAUAAAAUCCAGGUCAACUAUUAAAAGCUACAAAACUUAGUUUUGUUUUUAGUAUACCGUCAGCAUACAGUUUGAGGGGAAACUGGGGAUUCUGGGAGGAUUCCCUUAAUGUGCACAAAUAAAUGUCCAGGUUAAAGCCUCCAUCUUUCUGAGUUUUGACGCCCUGAGGUCAACUGUCUCUUCUCAAUUAAUAAAAUUAGCUGCUGACUCUGUAAUGUUAUUCAGCGACGACCCUGAACUCCAACCAGAAGUCGUUCUUCACUGAAUCAUCCUGUUUUCAAAAUAAA